AUGACUGCAGCUUCUCAGGUGAAAGUAGUCGCAGAUAAACAAAUAGUGCCAAGUCUGGACGAUCGGGAAUAUCGACUUAUACAACUAGAAAAUGACUUAGAAGUGCUAUUAAUACGGGAUCCUGAAACAGAUAAUGCGAGUGCAGCACUUGAUGUUCAUAUUGGAAGCCAAAGUAAUCCUGAGGAACUUUUGGGAUUAGCUCAUUUUUGCGAGCAUCUACUAUUUAUGGGAACGAAAAAGUAUCCAAAUGAAAAUGAGUAUAGAAAGUACUUAGAAACCCAUAAUGGAAUGUCAAAUGCUUAUACGGCAUCCAACGACACCAAUUAUUAUUUCGAAGUAUCACAUGACGCAUUGUAUGGAGCAUUGGACCGCUUUGCCCAGUUUUUCAUUGAUCCCUUGUUUUUGGAAGAAUGCAAGGAUCGUGAAAUUCUGGCUGUAGACUCUGAACACUCCAAAAAUCUUCAAUCUGAUGAUUGGCGCUUCUGGCGUUUAUACGGUAUCCUAAGUCACCCAGACCAUGUGUUCAGCAAAUUCAACACAGGGAAUGUGAAAACACUCGGUGAUGUUCCUAAAGACAUGGGUCUCGAUGUUCGUGAAGAGUUGUUGAAGUUUUAUGAUAAAUAUUAUUCUGCAAAUUUGAUGAAACUUGUUAUCAUUGGUCGUGAACCAUUAGAUACUCUUGAAGAAUGGGCUAUUAAGUUAUUUUCACCUAUUAGGAACAAGUCUGUUUCUAGACCAAGGCAUCCUGGGAACCCCUAUAAAGAAGAGCAGCUUCGUAAAAUAUGCUAUAUGAAGCCUGUGAAAAAUCUUCGCCGAAUCGACAUUCUUUUCCCUAUCCCUGGACAGUAUUCUCAGUAUGAAUGCCGCCCGGCUGACUAUGUAUGCCACUUAUUGGGACAUGAAGGUGAAGGUUCGUACUUGGCAUACCUAAAAAAGCUGGGUUUAGGAACAUCCUUAGUCGCUGGAUCCAUAUCCGUCACGGAAGAUGCAGAUAUCAUCGUUAUCUCCAUUUCCCUUACUGAACAGGGUCUUGCUGACUAUGAGCGAGUAAUUCGUAUUCUUUUUGAAUACGUCCAACUGCUCCACCACACAACAGCUCACCAUUUUCUUUUCGAGGAAACUCGAAUUAUGUCAGAAGCUCAAUUCAAAACUCGUCAAAAGACAUAUGCUUCCCAAUAUGCACAUUCGGUAGCAAGCAAAAUGCAACAUAACUAUCCUAGAGAUAAAAUCUUGUAUUCUGCUUCAGUCCUUACCAAGUUUGACAUGGAUGGUAUACAGGCUGUAAUUGAUUGUUUCCGACCGGACAAUUUCAUAGUUAUUUUAUCUUCUCACUCUCUCGAAAAAGAUUUUAAUCAAAAAGAGGAGUUCUAUGGUUUAGAGUACCUAGUGGAACCCUUAGAUACAGCUUUCUUAGAUUCACUUCGUACUUGCAAGCCGCCUAGCGAGCUUCAUCUUCCCGCCCCAAAUGAGUUUAUCCCUUGGUCAUUAGAAGUACAGAAACAGCCUAUCAAAGAUAAAGCAAAAUCUCCUAGCUUAAUUCGAAACGACGAAUUUGUUCGUUUAUGGCAUAAGAAGGAUGAUACGUUCUGGGUUCCAAAGGCUAAUGUCUUUAUUCAAUUCAUUUCUCCUGUCGCUAGAAAGUCACCAAAGAUCAGCGUUAUAACUACUCUUUACGUUCGACUUGUUGAAGAUGCCCUUAAUGAAUAUUCGUAUCCUGCUGCGUUAGCCGGACUUUCUUUCGUCUUAUUACCGUCUAGUCGCGGUGUCUCGCUGUAUCUUAGCGGAUUUACUGACAAAUUACAUGUUUUAUUGGAGAAGGUAAUUACUGUUAUGCGCGAUUUGAAAAUUCAUUCUCAAAGAUUCGAUAUUAUAAAAAAUCGACUUGAACAGGAACUUAAGGAUUAUGAUGCUUUGGAGGCUUAUCCUAGAUCUAGUAGUGUUCUCACAUGGCUGACAGAGCACCCUGUAUGGAUGAACUCCGAACUUCGAGAAGCCAUUAAAAGUGUAAACAUCGAAAACAUAUCCCAGUUUAUUGGCGAAUUCAUCGAUCAAAUUUUCAUAGAAGCUUUGGUCCAUGGAAACUAUGUCAAGGAGGAUGCCAAAGCACUUAUAGAGACUGCUCAAAACCUUCUAAAUCCCAAGCCCGUAUUUGCAUCCCAGCUAACUCGUAAAAGAGCAGUUGUCCUUCCUGAAGGAAGCAAUUAUAUUUAUAAGACAGUAGUACCUAACGAGCAAGACAAAAAUUCAGCUAUUAUGUAUGCUUUGCAACUUGCGCCUAUGGACGAUCAAAGGUCUGGAGCAUUGGCGCGCCUUGCUCGUCAACUUAUGAAGGAACCUUCUUUCUCUAUCCUCAGAACUAAAGAACAGCUUGGCUAUAUUGUAUUUACGCUUCUUCGCCAGUCUACUCCUUAUGUGUAUAUGACUGUUUUCGUGCAAAGUGAACGAAGUAGUUCUUAUUUGGAGACACGAAUCCGUGCCCUUUUGGAUCAUUUGAAAGAAUCAUUCUCAAAGAUUUCCGACAAAGAAUUCAAUGAUCACAAGGCAAGCUUGAUUAAUUUUAUGUUGGAAAAGUAUACGAACUUGAAGGAGGAAAGUUCUAUGUACUGGCUUCGUACCUCUGAUGGUUUUUAUGACUAUACUCGAUUAGAAAAACAAGCUGAAAUUGUGUCAUCCAUCACGAAGGAAGAAUUUUACGACUUCUUCAUCAAUCGUAUCCACUACGACGGUAAAGCGACAAACAAACUCUCAGUACAUGUUCUGUCUCAGCGCUGUCAAGAUCAAGAGUACGAAAUACCUGGAGCUACAGUCAUAAAAAAUGGAAAUAUAUUCAAAGAAGGUCUACCUUUCAGCAAAGCUGCUGCGCCUAUUGAACCUUUUAGUGAUAUUGAUGAAGCUCUGUUUAUGAACUAA
This is a messenger RNA of Schizosaccharomyces cryophilus OY26, 2910 nucleotides long. Its product is annotated as metallopeptidase. Gene Ontology annotation, cellular component: mitochondrion; cytosol. The coding region runs from base 1 to 2910 and encodes 969 amino acids. Gene Ontology annotation, molecular function: metalloendopeptidase activity; metal ion binding. The record is from RefSeq and is a predicted model, not a curated record. Lineage: Eukaryota; Fungi; Ascomycota; Schizosaccharomycetes; Schizosaccharomycetales; Schizosaccharomycetaceae. The transcript has a single exon. Gene Ontology annotation, biological process: peptide catabolic process.